Molecule: messenger RNA, 1407 nt
Organism: Salvelinus fontinalis (brook trout)
Lineage: Eukaryota; Metazoa; Chordata; Actinopteri; Salmoniformes; Salmonidae
Product: butyrophilin subfamily 1 member A1-like
Exons: 6
Coding region: 328-951 (207 amino acids)
Molecular function (GO): protein binding
Source: RefSeq, a predicted model, not a curated record
UCCCAGUUUCCCUACGUGAUACUUGCUGGAAGGUUCAACUGACUGCUUACACAUUAACCAGAGGAGCUGCAGUAUGUUGUCUCCUUAUCCAUUUUUUCUGUUCUCAUAUGGCCACAGCAUUUAGCAUUAGCAAUUGGGUAAAUGGGUACUUGGUAUAAAUCAUAUUUGAGACAUUAAGUGGUGAUAUACAACAACACAGGACAGACAUUGAUACACAACGUAACUAUCUGAAAAAUAAUCACCAUCAGAACUGGAAAUCUCUCUCUCUCUGAUACAGUCUACUUAGUAAAAUGUCAAGGAUGUUGUGGAUCAAAAACAGAAGACCAGAUGCCGAUCAUCAGGGAUUCAACAAAGGAUAAAGAUGCAUCAGCCAGUUCCAGGAAGAACACUGCAGAGUUCGAUAUAAAUCAAGCACGCUCACAUGAAGUGGAUGUUACUCUGGAUGUGGACACAGCUCACCCUAAGCUGAAGAUAGAUGGGAAAUCACUACAGUGGAUAGAUGAAUCACAGCAGAGAAACAUUAACAUUGAGAACUGUUUUGAUGAAGAGCCUUUUGUGUUGGGCAAAAUGGGCCGUGCAUGGAAGAGUUACUGGGAGGUGAAAGUGAAGAAGGACGACUGGGUGCUUGGCGUUACCAAGGCAACGGCUCACAGGAAGGGGCCGCUGGUUUUUAGACCAAAAGGUGGCUUCUGGGUAAUCAGACUAUCCAAUGGGCAAAGACUUAAAGCAAUGGAGGAUGAAGAACAUGUUCUUGAGAAAGGUAUUCCAGAUAAAGUUGGUAUCUAUCUGGAUUAUCAGGAAAAGAAGGUGACUUUCUUUAAUGCAGAUGACGGCUCACUCAUCUACUCAUUUAUCGACGGACCAAGUUAUCAGGAUGAUGUCCUGCCACUUUUCUCACCCUGGAACAAUGAUGCAAAACCAAUCACAAUUUUGUCCAUCACAGCAAAAUAGAAAAACUAAAUUGAUCACAUUCCCUGUCUGUCAAUAGCUUAUCAUGGUAUCAAGCUGUGUUAAUAGUUAUCGAUUAAGUAAUAUCCAGAAUUGUGGAUUAAUUUGUUUGAUCCUUUGCUGUCAUUUAACCAGGCAUCUACGUUGUGUUCCAUUAUCUGUAUUAAUAUAUUAUUCGUUCAUUAUUUCAGUAGAUUUUUGUAUGAAAUUAAACAAACAUUUUGUUUUAAAAUACUAAAUGUUGAUUUGAGAAAAAUACAAGAUCUUAUUUGGUAUCUGGAUGUAGAUCUAUUGAUGACUAGGAUUGAGAGAAACAACUACCUUCUAAUGGCUUGUAUGUAGUUAUUUUGACAAGUUUGGUAAUCAUCCAUCACGUAAAACAUUGAUUAUAUUUACAAUGACCAAGCAUGAAAACUGGAUUGCCAGAGAUUUGACACAAUAUAUUGACCCUGUAAAGCC